This is a messenger RNA of Emys orbicularis (European pond turtle), 2519 nucleotides long. RefSeq names its product protein kinase D2 (gene PRKD2). The record is from RefSeq and is a predicted model, not a curated record. Gene Ontology annotation, biological process: protein phosphorylation. The transcript is spliced from 18 exons. Lineage: Eukaryota; Metazoa; Chordata; Testudines; Emydidae. The coding region runs from base 291 to 2519 and encodes 742 amino acids. Gene Ontology annotation, molecular function: protein kinase activity; ATP binding.
CCGCGGCCUCGGACCUGGCUCAUGUCAAGCAGCUGGCGUGCUCCAUAGUGGAUCAGAAGUUCCCAGAGUGCGGUUUCUACGGGCUCUAUGACAAGAUCCUGCUCUUCAAACAUGACCUGUCGUCCGCCAACAUCCUGCAGCUGGUGCAGGUGGCCGGAGACAUCCAGGAGGGGGACUUGGUGGAGGUGGUGCUCUCAGCCUCGGCCACCUUUGAGGAUUUCCGGAUACGUCCGCACGCCCUGAACGUGCAUUCAUACCGCGCCCCGGCCUUCUGCGACCACUGCGGGGAAAUGCUCUUCGGCCUCGUGCGCCAGGGCCUCAAGUGUGACGGUUGUGGCCUGAACUACCACAAGCGCUGCGCCUUCAACAUCCCCAACAACUGCAGCGGGGCCCGCAAGCGCCGCCUCUCGGCCACCUCGCUGGCCACCUCGCAGUCCCUGCGUCUCGCCACCUCCGAGUCGCUGCCCUGCGCCUCCGACGAGCUGGUAAGAGUCCCCGCUGGGUGGGGAUGGGGACCCCGGAGCUCCAUGGAGACCUUGCCCCGUCGGCUCACCAGCACCUCCUACAUCGGGCGCCCCAUCGAGCUGGACAAGCUGUUCCUGUCCAAGGUCAAGGUGCCCCACACCUUCCUCAUCCACUCCUACACCCGCCCCACUGUCUGCCAGUUCUGCAAGAAGCUGCUCAAGGGGCUCUUCCGCCAGGGCCUGCAGUGCAAAGACUGCAAGUUUAACUGCCACAAGCGCUGUGCCACCCGGGUGCCCAAUGACUGCCUGGGCGAGACGCUCUUCAAUGGCGGGGGUGAGUGGCAGUCGUGCGCGGGCGGAGGUGAUGGUGACGUGCCCAUGGAAGACGCCAGCGACCUGAGUGAUGCCGACAAGAACUCGCUGAUGGACGAAUCGGACGACUCGGGCAUCAUCCCCGGCUCCCACUCUGAGAAUGAGCUCCCUAACGUGUCCGGUUGUUCUCCCCCCCCCCCCCUCCCCAGCUCCAUGGGCUACAUCCCGCUGAUGCGGGUGGUGCAGUCGGUGAGGCACACGACCCGGAGGUCGAGCACGGCGCUGAAGGAAGGCUGGGUGGUUCACUGUAGCAGCAAAGACACCCUGAGGAAGCGUCAUUACUGGCGGCUGGACUGCAAGUGCAUCACGCUCUUCCAGAACAACACCUCCAGCCGCUAUUACAAGGAAAUCCCGCUGUCUGAGAUCCUGGCGGUGGAGCCGGCCCAGACCUUCGCUCUGGUGCCGCCGGGCGGCAACCCGCACUGCUUCGAGAUCGUCACGGCCAACGCCACCUACUGUGUCGGGGAGAACUGCGCCCCCGCCCCGUCCACCGCCAGCCAGCAGCACAGCGGGGUCGGGCUGGAAGUGGCCAUGGCCUGGGAGAGCGCCAUCCGCCAGGCCCUCAUGCCCGUCAUUCUGCAGGAUGCUCCCAAUCCUCAGGGACAGGCCCCCCAGAGGCAGGCAUCGCUCAGGAUCUCCGUGUCCAACAGCCAGAUCCAGGAGAACGUGGACAUAGCCACAGUUUACCAGAUCUUCCCAGACGAGGUCCUGGGCUCAGGGCAGUUUGGAGUUGUCUAUGGAGGGAAGCACCGUAAGUCGGGCCGGGACGUGGCAGUGAAGGUGAUCGACAAGCUGCGUUUCCCCACAAAGCAGGAAAGCCAGCUUCGCAACGAGGUGGCCAUCCUGCAGAGCCUCCGCCACGCAGGCAUAGUGAACCUGGAGUGCAUGUUCGAGACGCCUGAGAAGGUGUUUGUGGUCAUGGAGAAGCUGCAUGGGGACAUGCUGGAGAUGAUCCUGUCCUCGGAGAAAGGCCGGCUGCCCGAGAGGCUCACCAAAUUCCUCAUCACCCAGAUCCUGGUGGCCCUGCGGCACCUGCACUUCAAGAACAUCGUCCACUGUGACCUGAAACCGGAGAACGUGCUUCUGGCCUCCGCCGAGCCCUUUCCCCAGGUGAAGCUGUGUGACUUCGGUUUUGCCCGCAUCAUCGGCGAGAAGUCGUUCCGGCGCUCGGUGGUGGGCACCCCGGCCUACCUGGCCCCCGAGGUGCUGUUGAACCAGGGCUACAACCGCUCGCUGGACAUGUGGUCCGUGGGCGUCAUCAUGUAUGUCAGCCUGAGCGGCACCUUCCCCUUCAACGAGGACGAGGACAUCAACGACCAGAUCCAGAACGCCGCCUUCAUGUACCCGCCCCACCCCUGGCGCCAGAUCUCGGCCGGAGCCAUCGACCUGAUCAAUAACCUGCUCCAGGUGAAGAUGAGGAAGCGCUACAGUGUGGACAAGUCCCUGAGUCACCCCUGGCUCCAGGAUUACCAGACGUGGCUGGACCUACGGGAGCUAGAGACCAAGAUGGCCGAGCGCUACAUCACCCACGAGAGCGACGACGCCCGCUGGGAGCAGUUCGCCGCCGACCACACCCUGCCCUACCCUGCCCACCUGCGGGCCCCCCGGAGGCCGCCCCCUGAGGAGGAGGAGGAGGGGGAGGGGGAGCUGCAGGGGCUGACAGAGAGGGUCAGCAUUCUGUGA